Messenger RNA from Manduca sexta (tobacco hornworm), 6293 nucleotides. Its product is annotated as zinc finger protein 135. The record is from RefSeq and is a predicted model, not a curated record. NCBI's taxonomy places the organism in Eukaryota, Metazoa, Arthropoda, Insecta, Lepidoptera, Sphingidae. Gene Ontology annotation, cellular component: nucleus.
AAUGCAUUUUUUCGUUAGAAAAAAGAUAAUAAUGCUGUGUGUUUUAAAUGGAAAUUUUAUAAGGCGACGCGGUGCGGGGCGGUUGUUUUUUCGUACAUCCGAGAUACGCGCGGUGCCUCUCGUCCAAGACAUCGCACUUAGACCCGGACUCGCGAGACAUCGCAUGCCAUCGUCGUGACCAUACGUCCGAAACUGGAAUUAAUGUUGAAAUACUUCAAUGAGAAUAUAUCCCUAGCGCUCCAGGAGAGGUACAGGGACCUCCAUGAGUAUCGGAAGACGGAAGCGGUAGAGGAGGGUUCACCUAGGGAGGCGAAAGUACCGAAAAUAGCUGAGGAGGGAUCGCAGGUCGGCGGCGAGGGCGCGUUCGAGCCGAGCGCCGCGCCGCCGUUCCCGCGGCUGCUGGACGCGCCCAAGGAGGAGGACAGCUUCGUGGCCAACUGGCUGCAGAACUCGUUCAAGAUGACGGCAGCGGAAGGCGGCGGCGAGGCAGCAGCGGGCGGCAGCGCGCUGGACCUGCGGGCCGCGCCGCUGUCGCUGCACAUCCCCGCGCUGCACGGCGCCGACCCCGCGCGCCACUUCAAGAUGCAGGAGCUGUGGGCGCGCUCCCGCGCGGGCUCGCCGGCGCCCGAGCUGCGCCCGGAGCCCGACCAGGCCGCGCCGCCCACGCCGCAGCCUCCGCCGACGCCGGACCACAAGAUCAUCGCCGACAAACUCGUCAAUGAGAUACAGCAACAGCAGCAAUCGCCAUCGGCCGACUCCACGAUGAGCGAGAGAUCACUAGUACCGUUUGCGCUGCCGCAGCAGCAGUCGCCGACGCCGGACGCGCCGCUCGGCGACCGUAACGCCAUGUUGCCGUUCGCAUUGCAACAAGCACGGUCAGGACAGAGCAUCAGCGAGCGAACGCUAGAGGAGUGCUGGUCGACACUGCAGCGAAUAUUUAUGCACAAGAGCGCAAUGCAGAUGCACGCGCGGGAACUGCAGCGCGGCCUCGGCGGGGAAGUGAAGCCGCACCAAUGCCAGCAGUGUCUCAAGUCGUUCAGCUCGAACCACCAGCUGGUGCAGCACAUACGAGUCCAUACUGGAGAGAAGCCGUACAAGUGCUCGUACUGCGACCGGAGAUUCAAGCAACUCAGUCAUGUGCAACAGCAUACGCGGCUGCAUACAGGCGAACGGCCUUACAAAUGCCACCUACCAGACUGCGGACGGGCGUUCAUCCAGCUGUCAAACCCACAGCAGCACCUCAGGAACCACGACGCGCAGGUGGAACGCGCCAAGAACAGACCCUUCCACUGCAACAUCUGUGGCAAAGGGUUCGCAACCGAGAGCAGUCUCAGAACACACACCGCCAAGGAGCUUCAGCUGCACCUUGGUGUUUUGCAGCAACACGCCGCCCUCAUGAUAGGUGGCGCGACCGCCACACCUUGCCCCAUAUGCCACAAAGUUGUGUUCGGUGGCGAAGCUCUUGUAGAACACAUGAAGAACACCCACAAGGACCCCAACGCUUCCGGUGUUGCCAGCCCCCCUGCUACGUCACCGUACCCAACUCAAGCUAAACCAACUGAUCCUUAUAUAGCCAAGCGGAGGACGGCGAACCACCCGUGUCCAGUCUGCGGGAAGCAUUAUGUCAACGAAGGGUCGUUGAGGAAGCAUCUGGCGUGCCAUCCGGAGACUCAGCUGACCAGCGGUUUGAGGAUGUGGCCGUGCUCGGUUUGCCAGGCCGUGUUUACCCAUGAAAGUGGCCUCCUAUCUCACAUGGAGCACAUGAGAAUGGAACCCAAACACCAGUUCGCCGCGCAGUACGUUCUCUCACGAGCAGCGGCGGAGAGACGCGAACGGGACCUGCUCGCAGCAGUGUCGGCCUCUGCCGGGGGCUCCGGGCUGUUGAACCUCGCGCCCCCCCCCGCGCACUCUGACUCCUCCUCCAACGGGCGCCUGUCCUCCUCCGCCGGCUCGGAGGCGGGCGCCGCCGUCAACAAGCUCAGCGACCUGCUGCGGUCAGCCAACAAUGGACACCAAGCGUACGGGGACGAGAGAGUCGCCGCCAUUGCCGCAGCCGCCGCCAAUAUGAUGGCACAGCCUGGAGAAGGCGCGAACGCUGUACAAGUAGCUGCCGCCAACCUCGUCUCUGCGAUGAGACAGCAACUCGCCAGAGAACCUCCCCCCGCGCAGCCGCCUGCCGAGACCCCGCCCGCGCCAACCGAAGCGGCUCUCAGAAUCCAACAAGCCGAGGCACUCCUGAGAAGCCAGGCCGAAGCGCUACGACUGGCAGUCUCCCAAGCUGCCCAAGCACACGGAAAUGACGCGACAAGCCCGUUGAGACACAACGGUGGCUUCCCCCCGCAGGCACCGAACGAUGCCAGCGGACAACUCUCACCUGAACUAGUUGAGGCAUUUAGAAUCGCACAAGAACAGAGAUUAGAACAGGCAUUGAGAUUGCAUGAUCCAAGAAUGCUGGGCUUCAACCUUCCAUCGCCAGUACAACAGGCCGCGCAGCAGGCAGCGCAGCAAGCGGCGCAGCAAGCCGUCGCGGCACAGCAGGCGGCGGCGGCGCAACAAGCCGCACAGCAGGUGGCCCAGCAAGCCGCCCAGGCCGCACAAGCCGCGCAGGCCGCCCAGCAAGCCGCCCAGCAGGCGGCCCAGCAGGCCGUCCAGCAGCAGCACAUGCAGCACGCGGCGCAGGCCGCGCAAGCCGCGCAGGCGGCACAGGCCGCGCAACAAGCCGCCCAGCAAGCUGUCCACCUCCAGCAGAAUCCUCAGCCAUGAAAAUUCAGCUAUUACUAAUCCGACGCGAUUUCGACGCAAUAAUAAAAUUUAUCUAGUUCGUAAGGGUCAGAUGCAAAAAUAGUUUUUUCGUAUUUUUAGGAGGUAACAAAAAAUGAAAAGUGUUAUUUGAACGGAGCGUGGGUGAAAUCGCCUCUGAUUAGUAAUUUGUGUUAUUGUUUUCACAGAGUUAGUUUGGAAUCAAAAAUGUAAAUGUUUUGUUGUAUGUUGACCGCAAAAGUAUACAGAUAUGUUAAUAACAAUACGCAUUAGAUAGUACUAACUGUUGUAAAUACGAGAACGUUUAGAAAAAAACAAAAUUUUAAUGUAAAUAAUGGAAAAAGUACCUUUAACUUAGUCGAAUGUUUGAACAAAAAAUGGAACAAAAACUCGCCCGAGCAAUCAAUUAGACAUAGUGAAAGACGACAAAUAAUAUUGAGUGCAAUCCAGGUGUUUAUGAUUAUGUUUUCAGUAGAGGUGACGUAUAUAUGUUAUAUUUAUUGUAUUAGUUAUUAUCACGGAGCUGCGAGUUUAGCUAAACAGUUUUGGAUGUGCCAAAAUGUUUUAACACAUUUAUUUGUAACGCAUUUAGUGACGCUGCAAUAUUUAGUUGCGUAAACUUCCUUAGAUUACAAAUAUUGUAGGAAAUCUUGUUCAUUUAACGUUAUAUAUUUUCGCGCAAUAACAAAUCUUAUGCUAGUCACGUUUCGAACGCACAAAUUGUCUUUAUACAUUUGAGAAACGUUUCAUUUAUUAUUGUUUCAUUCAAAAUCGUUUCAUUUCUUUCGCAAUAUCUUUUAAUACAAAUGCCAUAUUAGAUAAUAAAUAUGUAAAUAUUAGAUAUAUUAAGUACCGUUGAUGCUUUUGUUUCAAUAACAAAUUUAUUUUAUGUUUAUUUUUAUUUUCAUUUAUUUUUUUAUUUUUAUUUUGACUACGAAUAUGAUUAUUUACAAUUAUGUACAUUGUGUAUAUAAAAUUAUUGAUUUUUUUACAAGACUGCCGUUACUUAUCUUUUUUUGUAAAUACGAUUAUAUAAUUGAGUUUUUAUUGAAAAGAAAAUAAUUUUUACUAAGAAAAAUAGCGACUUUUCACUGAACAUACGUACAGGUGAAGACAAUGCAAUAUUGGACAAGGUCGAAGGUUUAAAACCACCAACAGCUUCGACAAUCUACUUGAGGAUACAAAACAAAAGAUAACAAACACGAGACAUUCUUUUCAACACGGAUGUUCGUACAAUAGCCCAAACUUUUACAUUUAUUUUUAUUUCAUAUGAUAUAAACAUUUAAAUGAACAGCAAUAGCCCAGUUGAUCAUUUCAAAUGGUUUUAAAUGAAACGUAUCACGUUCAUUUAGCCAUAAUCACAGCAAAUAUGCUACAGUUGCCGCUGCAAUAGAUUUAUAGUUUUACUAAAGAUUGCAAAACAUUCCCUCCCCCCCUAACACUGGAUCCGUAGGGUCGAGGGGGGAUGCUUUUGUGAUCCGACAUAUAAGAGAAUGUCAAGUGUUGCCGAAUAAUAAUUCUUUUAAUAAUUAUCAUCAUGUAUUAUAAAUAAGUAGCAUUCGGUGCGAACGAUCAGCAACGGUUGUGGUCGGUCGCAGUCGCGUUGAUUGUUCACACUGUUUGUGUUAUACGUAUAACCAUAAAGUAGGUAAGGUAUAGUAAGCUGAUUUUAAUGUACGUAAUUAUUUCAUUCUUGAAUUAAUAUCGGCGUUGCGUACGCAGCGUCGAUGUAAACCGAUAUGAAAAAAAAAAACAGAAUGCAAUAGCCCAAAAAAUGUUUAUCAUUUUCUAUUGACGUUUAUUUGAAGAGAUUUUUUUCCACGAUUAUUGUUUUGUGUAUGUUAAUUGAUUUUGAAAUGCAAAACUUUUCGGCGUUUUAUUAUGAUUUGGAGUGAGAUCGGCCGGUACCAACGAGACGCGAGGCUUCCCGACUAUGAUUGUUAUUUCAAGGAAACGUUUAUACUUUUCGAAAAACAAAUUCCGACUGAAACAAAAAAAACAAAAAAUAUAUUACGGCAAUAAAAAUCACGUGAACGGAUCGCUAUUUAUGUAAAAAAAAACAUAUUGUCCUCAUAAAUUUAAUAUAUAAAUAAAUUUUUAAUAUAAACAACAAAAGAAGUUCCUAUGAAUAUUGUAUAAACUGUAUUGUUUUAAAUUUAGGUCUUAGUAGAGGGAGAAAAAAAAAUUAUGGACGUUUGGUAUUUUUAAAGUUAUUAUAACAGCGUUAGGGGACUGAACUCGGUGCGGCGAGUUGUACAAAACGUGAAGCACGGAUCCUGUAUCCUACUAUUAGAGUUUAGAGUUACUGAGAAAACGUUACGUUUCCAAGAAAGUGUUCAAGCGAUAACGCGCGGCCGCCGCGCCGCGCCGCCGUCCUAUAUUGUAUUAGAUAAAAAAUAUUCAUUGUAUUUUGGACGAGGAAAAUUUACGUACUGAUGAGUACACGUAGUUGUCGACGGCGACGCGACGCGCCUGCGCCUGCGCCGCGCACUCUGUGAUCAUCGAAAUGGUAUAACAGAUCGUGUCUGCGAGUUGUCCGUGGUUGUUUUACAUUUUACUUUAUGAUAACCGAAAUUUUUCAAAUGUUACACGAAAAUAUAAAAAUGGAUUCUCAAAAAAAUGAUUUUCUACAUUUUAAUUUAACGAAAACAAUUUUUAUAGUUAAGCUGUGUACAUUUAAUAUUAAUGCCUGCUACGGCAUGCGGGGUUUGCGGGGGUUGCGCGUGCGCAGCGCCCACGGGCCCUGCGUUUAGAGUCAAUAGUAUUGGAUUCAGUUGAACCAUGUGGAUACACACCUCACCAUGCGCUGUCGGUGGUGUCCCAGGAGAUGGAUGCGACGUAUACCAUGUUGUAAUAUUAUUGGCUAUUAAUGUUAAAUUUGUUUCGUGUUGUGUUACUAGGUGAAUACGUUGAGACUGAAGGACGCUCGGACGGUAGGGAAGAGCGUUCAAAAACUAUUUUAAAACAUUUCGCAGCAGAACACGCGAUUACAUUACAUUUAAUUUUACGAGUUUUAGUUGUCGGCCGUACGGGCUCUGUUCCUUAGGGUCGGCAUCUAUUGUUAAGUUUUUAAUAAUAAAUUGCUGUUGUUUUCAAUUUAAACAUCCUUAUUGACUGUUAUCGAUGAUUUUUUGAUUUUCGCCGCUUAUUCGUUUAUGUUUGUUAUAAAACGGCUUGUUUUGUGAGAUAUAUAGCUAAAUAUACACAUUUAUUCGUAAGUUAAGUGUAGACAGGAUAGCCAGGUUUUCAAUUUAUAAACACACAGUAGUUAUUGCAUGUAUCUUAUUGUAAGUUAGCGUAAUUAAUGUAAUGUAAUACAGUCGAGGGCUUCUUUGUAAAAAUUAGACCUUUUUCUCUAUAAAAAAAAUACUAACAAUUUUUCUCAGCAAUGCUACGCGGCUUUUAGUACUAAGCGUUUUGUAAUUUUUAUAAACAAGCCCGUUAGGUAACAAAAAUCAAGCACGAUUCAGAUGUGCUUAGUUUUUGUUAUGUCCGUAGUGAACAACGAAUAAAAAAUCACAUAAAUACAAAAA